CCUCCUCGAAAAGCCUCCGCCACACCAGAUAGCCACACACGCACAGAGAGAGGAGAGAGGAGGGAAGAGGGAGGAGGGAGAAGGGAAUCGGACGGCUGUAAUCUCUCGCAGGUUGAAACAGAUGGAGACGAUGGGUUACCGGAAAUCGAGCAGCAGCACGUGGGUCUUCUCUCUCAAGGCCAUGGUGGCCUCGGUCGUGGUACUAUCGGCGGCCCUGAUGCUCCACCUCCGGGGAGCAUCGAUCCUAGGGUUCCUGGUCUCCGAAAUCCCCCGGAUGUACGGCUUCCUGCUCUCCUGGCUCACCCCGCCCUACCUCUACUUCGUCAUCAACGGCAUCAUCCUCUCCAUCGCCGCCUCCUCCCGCUUCCAGAAACCUGCACCGGAUGGCCAGGAUCCGGCGCGAUCCGCGCCGUCGAUGGCGAAUCCAACCUUGACCCAGUUGCCGGAGUACAUGCCUCCGGCGGAGGAGUACGCGGCGAAGAUCGCAGAGGACGUGCAGCCGGAGCCGGAGUUCGUCGCGCCAGCGGAGUACGAAGGAGAGGAGGUGGUUGGUUUGGAAGUGGCAGCGGCGGCGGAGGAGGCGGAGGGUGAGGAAGAGUUUGUGAUAUCGAGGUCGAGCUGGUCACCGCAGCGGAGGGAGUCGAGGGAGACGGCGACGGCAACGGACUAUUUAGCCGUGACGGAGAAACCGCUGGUUUCCGUCAGGUUCGGUCGCCGGAAGAACGUGAAGCCCAGCCCCGAAGGGAAGGCGCUGCGGGUGGCGAGGGCGAAGCGGGGCGAGACGCUGGAGAGCACGUGGAGGACAAUCACAGAUGGCCGGCCCGUCCCGCUGGCCCGCCACCUCAAGAAGUCGGACACGUGGGAAACCCACGGCCGCUCCCUCCGCGACGAGCAGUCCCCGGCCCCGCUGAUGCGCAAGUCCGAGACCUUCAACGACUCCUCUCCGUCGCCGUCGUCGUCGUCGUCGUCGAGAGGGCGACUGAGGAAGGAGCCGUCGCUGGGGCAGGACGAUCUCAACCGACGGGUGGAAGCGUUCAUAAAGAAGUUCAACGAGGAGAUGAGGCUCCAGCGGCAGGAGUCGUUCAACCACUACUUGGAAAUGAUCAACCGCGGCAGCCAUUAAAGCAAUGAGGUGGAGGAGGGCAAACCGUUGAGUUGUUGUUAAUAACUUGAAAAUAAGUAGAAAAAAUGAUAAAGUAGAAGAGAGGUUUGUUUACCUUCUUUUUUUUUGGGGAUUGAGGGGGAAGAACUGAAGUACAGAAGAAGGUGUGUGAUGUGUGAUGCUUGUUUUAUUUUUAUCAUUUUUGAUGUAUUAGAUUUAUAUUUUCUAAAUUUUGGUUUUCAAUAUAUAAAUAUAUAUAGUGCUCUUA
Molecule: messenger RNA, 1370 nt
Organism: Phoenix dactylifera (date palm)
Lineage: Eukaryota; Viridiplantae; Streptophyta; Magnoliopsida; Arecales; Arecaceae
Source: RefSeq, a predicted model, not a curated record